AUGGCUGUGCUUUGGAAAGUGAUCAUCACUAUCUUUUUAUUGAAUAUUAUAACAAUUGAUGCAAAUCGAGCACGUCGUCUUCGACGACAGUCUAUGUUAAAUGCUGGUCAACAAGCAGCUAAUCCAAACUCGCAAGCAAAUGCAUUCAAUCCUCAACCAGAAGCUCGACAACAACCACUCGGACCAAAUCCUCAAAUUUUAAAUGCUCAAGGACGCCCACCACUUAAUCCAGGUGGAAUGGGAUUAUCCAAAGAUUCUAACUUAGGACAAAAUCAAGCCGGUCGACAAUAUUAUCCAUAUCAAGGUCAAAAUCCUUACGGAUCACAAGGUUAUAAUCCAUAUGGUAGUAUGGGUGGUUAUAAUCAGUAUGGUUCUGGACAAUAUUCACAAUAUGGUCAGGGAAUGGGACAGUACAAUCCGUAUGGCAAUCAAUAUUCAGGUUCUUAUAAUCGUCCAGGUUAUUCAUCGAAUAUGUAUCCAUCAGGAGGAAAUAGUUAUGGUGGUUACUAUUGGAAUGCUGGUCAAAAACAACAUGUUAACAUGUUCAGUGUUUUUCUUUCUUCCUUACUUGCUUUAGGUAUCUGUUUUUUUAUUGCUAUUUGA
Messenger RNA from Rotaria sordida, 603 nucleotides. The record is from the annotation of a GenBank genome assembly. Lineage: Eukaryota; Metazoa; Rotifera; Eurotatoria; Philodinida; Philodinidae.